AUGGAUCCUCUUCCUGAUCUACCUGAAGAGACUGAUAAAAUCUUCUGCAGCAAAUGCGUGAAAUUCUACGGCGUUGAUGAAUUCAAGUUUAACAAGGACGGGAAGCCACAAAGAACUUGCAAGCGCCAUGGUCGAAAACGCGCGUUGGAGCUCGAUGACUGGGACAGUUUCACCCGGCUUCUCCGAAAUUGGAAUAAAUUGGCAAACCAAAUACUCGAAGGGAGCUAUAUUUUUGAUUUGGAUACUCUACCUGUUAAUUUCGGCUCCCUGCGUGCGCUUGAAGUUGCAAAUGGCGAUGGAGAUGACAUCGACCGUAACACGCUUCUGCGAUCCGAAGUGAACGCGGCGAUGCACGACCUGGGUGUAGUGAUUUGGAAGGCGGUUGUGCAAGAAGUGAUCAAUUCGCUUGUAUCCACCAAAACUCCGUCCGAAAUAUACCGUGAGAUUCGACAGAUUCCAGAAGGAAAACCGGUGACGAGGCAUCAAGUGUACUAUCUGUGGCAGAAAGCGAAUGCAGAGAUCUGGCAGCGAGACUUAGAUCCCUUCGUCUCGGCCACAAUGCUUCUUUCUGAAGACAGUCGCUAUCGUGAUCACCACGCAGUCUUCACGGCGGGAAACCUGAGGGCAUUAGGGUUCUUCGCCUCUGAAACCAUUGAAAAGUUGCGGGGAUCCGCCCCUCAAUUAGUGAUGGACUCCACGUUUGGAACCAACAGUGGUGGUAUGGACCUAUUUGCGGUAUUGGCCGAAGUUGAAGGUACUGGAGUUCCGCUUGCAUAUUGCCUGGUCGAGCUGCUAAAGCCUCCUCCUCAGGCCAACCCAGCACAGAAGAAACCCAUCCGUGCGGACCCUGGAGCGACGACAUACAUUCUUCAGCAAUUUCUUGAACGACUGAAAAAUUUCGGGUUCAAUCCAAGAUGCGUAGCGAUUGACAAGGACUCAUCAGAAAUUGCCGCAGUCACGGCAGUGUGGUCUGGGGUAAAAGUUCAACUUUGCUACUGGCAUGUGAAACGGGCUUCCUCGACGACUUUGCAUCGCGAAUGUGCGGCCGAGAUGCAUACGUGGUGUAAGGAACGGGGAUAUUACCGUCUUUGGGCUUAUCUGUAUAUCAACUGGUACUGUCCCGAACAGUGGAAGCUGUGGGCACGGGCCGCCGAUCCUACUGAUAUCCCAGUGGUGAAAACAACAAUGAUUGUUGAGUCACACUGGCGAACGCUAAAGCACGACUAUCUUCAUCGAUUCAAUCGGCCGCGGGUUGACCUGGUGGUGUGGGUCUUGACGUCGCGAGUUCUCCCGGAUGCCGUCCAUCGAAUGAAAGCUAUUUCCAGUGGGCAGUUUCGCAUAUUCAAAGCUCGAUGGAGAGAUGCCUUCAAGAAGCAGUGGCGUAAGGAAGCCUGUAAAACCGUGGAUCCGGACAAAUUAAAAGAAUACCACACGAAUCCAGUUAACUGGGUCUGUGCUUGCAAAUCCUUCCUCCACAGUCGCUUCCUUAUAUGCAAACACAUCGUCUAUUGCUUUGAGUUACCCAGUCCAGACUGUUUUGAAACUGUUAGUCGCCAGACAGUCUAUCCUUUCUGGAAAGAUGAACAAUUGAUUUUGCGACCUGAGUAUGCGCCGAGGGAGGGACUCCGCACUCGAAAACUGCAUGGAAUCGUUGAAAUGCAAGACAGCACCCUAUCAUCCCUACUAUACUCUUCAGAAAGCGAGUCAGAGCAGGAUGAGGAUGGAGAUGAUGACCAGGAGGCUGUGCCCAUGGAAAUCCUCGUCGCAGAAUUCAGAGAAGUGAUGCAAAAUGCGAUGAAUCUUUUGAGGAUCAAAGUAGCAAAGGGAAAUGAAAAGUUUGUGGAGAGAUUUAUAGCUUCUAACCAAAUGAAUCGUAUCUUGGUGGAAGAAGUUAAGCGCCGUCGUAAUAUGCGAAGCAUGCCACGGACUUGGGGAGAUGUAAACAUCCAGCAACGAUGUGUCGAACGUCAGCGUCUCGAACUUGAAGGCAACAUCCUCGAACUGCAGAAGUCCCUUUACCGCUGGAGAACACAGGAGGCUGAGUACGAUGGCUUAAAGGAGGAAUUCAGCGAUCUCGACGAUACUGCAACGAUAGAUGAUUUCCUCGAAGUGGGCCGCAAUUAUGGUGGAACCUUGGUGACGGAGGAGGAACUCACUGCGAUUGUCAACGGACAGGACGCCACUCGCACCAGAGAACAGAUAACCAGACUUGUUCUAAGACGACUUGAUAAUGCAAAGCAAAAUGUGACUACAUUGGAGAAAAUUCUACGCUCCGCGGAGAAUAAACUACACGCUUUGGAUUCUAUCGAGCAGCUACCAGCAGAACCCACGGCCGAUUUCCCCAUGACAGAAAUUGUCGAAGAGCUUGAUGGGGAAGGAAAUAUCAUCUCCAGCUCGACCAAUACCCCAGGAGAUGAGGCGCAGGGUCUGCUAGAACUAUUGAAGAAGGCUGGCGUGAAGGAUAUUCCAGAGACCCCGCAGACGAAUAUCCAGGGUAGAGCUCUGCAAGAAUCGCAAGAUAAGCCUCCGAUGGGAGGCGACUCAAAUCUCGCGGACAAAGAGAAUGAAACCACUCUCGGCGAAAAGGAACCGCCUAAACCCCUCCCUCUAGACACAAAGGGAAGCUCUCAACCCCGUCUCGCAGAUGACAAACCCUCGCCAUCGGAGUCAUCUAAGAUUCCUGAAGAGCACCCUGUCACGGAUAUUGACGAAAGCCCAGAGGAUGCCCAACUACGUCGCGAAAUGCUUAGGUACAGUCUUGACGAAGUUGGGGCUGUUGUUGCAGAACUCGAGCUAGAUGAAGACGCAAGCGAUAUUUCUGUUGAUGAGGAUGCUGAUGUUUUUGCAUAUGAUGAAGAAGAUGAUAGUGAGGAAGACGAAUUUGGCCGAAGCAAACAUUCUGUUCUGGACGAGGACUACCAUCGACAAAUGCGUGAAUUAGAAUCCAAAUUGAAUGCACGAGGAAUGUGGAAUAUGGGCAAAGACACUGAAUCACUUCCUGAAGAAUUGAAAGAAGAACUUCAACAGCCCGCUACAGUCCGCAUCAAGAAAGCCACCACUCCUAAGCCCCCAGCUACGGAAAAGAAGAAGCUUCCUCCAAGACAGUCAGACGUGCCAGUUUUGUCUGAUUCUGUUGUGGAACGUACAGAGCCGCUGGCAAAGGGACCGACUCCGAAUGACGCGCCAAGAAAGGCUUCCCGCUUCAAGAGUGCUCGGAUUAAUGAAGCCAAAGACCCCAUCGCACUGGCUACUCUGUCGGAAGGUAGCUCUAAGCGUACCGAACCCCAUCCGUCUUUACGCAAGCCACAAGUACCGUCAUCAUCAGCAUCUUCAUUACCGUUAUUCCCUGCCAGACCUGCAGAACCUAAGCCGUUUUCACAGCCCAUCUCAGAUGUGGACAAGCUAGUCAUCCGGCAGGGACCUCAAGGGCAAAUCCUGGCCAAUAGCCUUGUUGAGCGCGAGAUUCUUGAAGGUGCCGCCGCUCCACCCGAACCGGACGAGCUCGAUGAGCAGCUCCACCGAAAAGAGAUCGCAAGCGAGUUCUACAGGAUGAGAAACCGGCUGAUCAAACAGAACGGUGGCUUUGUGGACGAGGAACCUGAACGGGUGCCGAUUGAUACCGAAGAUGUUCCGCGGGUCCUCAGCGCACUGAGAUAUUCCAAUCAUGAUCUCUACAAAAGCCAGGCCAACGCGUUGGAUGUUCGCAACUUCGUAUCGUCUCACACGACAUCUUACCCCGAUAUUGACUCUUCUCAAGUCCAACUUCCCCAGCCAUACGUGGUAUGUAUAAUCGGCGGCCGAGGCGCAGCAGGAGGUGCUUUGGCACGAUCUUACGCAAGAGCCGGUGCGUCCGGGAUUAUCCUCGGUGCUCGAACAAUAUCCCUUCUCGAAGAAGUCGCCAACGAAGUCAAGAUAAUCAGUCCCUCCACAAAGGUGGUGGUGGAGAAAUGCGAUAUAUCUUUAAACGACAACGUCGCGUCUCUGGCUGCAAAGUCACAGGCUGAAUUUGGGGACAUUUGGAUGUCGUGGUCGUCAACUCGGGGUACUCUGGACCGAUUGUCAAUGAUAUCAUAA
Aspergillus tanneri is the source of this 4074-nucleotide messenger RNA. RefSeq names its product prefoldin-like protein. Lineage: Eukaryota; Fungi; Ascomycota; Eurotiomycetes; Eurotiales; Aspergillaceae. The record is from RefSeq and is a predicted model, not a curated record. Gene Ontology annotation, molecular function: transcription corepressor activity; phosphatase inhibitor activity; chromatin binding. Gene Ontology annotation, biological process: negative regulation of phosphatase activity; negative regulation of transcription by RNA polymerase II. The transcript has 7 exons. The coding region runs from base 1 to 4074 and encodes 1357 amino acids.